This is a messenger RNA of Dioszegia hungarica, 1956 nucleotides long. RefSeq lists its product as uncharacterized. The record is from RefSeq and is a predicted model, not a curated record. NCBI's taxonomy places the organism in Eukaryota, Fungi, Basidiomycota, Tremellomycetes, Tremellales, Bulleribasidiaceae. The transcript has 7 exons. Bases 1 to 1956 code for a protein of 651 amino acids.
AUGUCCGGCCCCAGCAGGAAGCGGCCAUCAGGGCAAGAAGCGGGCCCAUCUCGCCCUCUUAAUCGGAGCUCCAGCUUGGACAGGAAGCGACCUCGCCUCACCCCCGAGGAAUCGCCGGUUCUCACAGACGCAGCUCUGCUAUACCACACAGCUACCGCCGCGCACAUUGCAUCAACGCAACAUCUCCAACAAGCGUUCAUUCCCUCAUGGGUAGAGACCGCUUCGGAUGGAACCUUCGAUCCGGUACCCCUCUACCCGACGAAGCGCUUGGCCCCGGAUCCUCACGCCGCGGACACCGCUCUUGCCUUGCAGCUGCUCGCACUCGACCUGCUAUCUGCGGGGUUGAAGCUGCCGAACCUGUCAGACUCGGAGCGAGCGGCCUUCACCAUCGAGUGGUUGAGUAUAGGAAUCAAGGUGCGACAAUGCGCAAAGGGUAGCAUCAGCCUGGCGGAAGACAUGCAUGAUGCGAUGGCAUCAGGGACUGCUGCGGUGGAUUGCGGAGAGGCAUUAAACCUGGUUGAGGAGAUGCAGGUAGGUCUCGGCAAGAUUGCCGGAGCGCAGCACCAUACGCGACAACUUCUCGCGCUGAUUCGGUGUCGGCUACUCUUUGCCUAUCGACGCUGGGACUCCAUAUCAGCAUCCCUGGACGACAUCGGUGCGCUCCUCAACUGGGACGAAAACAGCUUGACCGCCUCGGGCAAAGACGGGCCAUGGCAUACGAAUCUCACCGCGCACUAUCUCAUCUUGCGCAGUCUUUGGGAGGGGCGCAUCGGCAACGACAGCAAGGCAAGGAGUUUGCUCAAACGACUCUACAUCUUGAUGGACGAGGCGGCAGAGUCCGGAACGCUGGAGACGCUCAGGGCAAAUGGAGGAUUGGUAGAGCUUGACGGACUGUUCUUCCAGACCACUCCUCCGAACGUCCUCUACGUCCUCACCUUCCUCGCAACGGUGACUACCCGCCGAGACUUUAUCGGACCCGCAGCAUCCUGCAAAACCCUCGUCCACAUCAACGCAAUGAGAGUUUUUGAGCGGAUGGCGCGCAAGGACGAUAUGUGGGAUAUAGGAUUCUCGCACCAACAUGGCCUCGCGGAUGUGCUGGCCGCGCAAAACGGCGUCAUCCGGCGGAUGGCCGAGAUAGUCUUGGAAGAGGGAACAGCCAUGUUGAUCCGGAGCGACUUUGUAGCAGCCGAAAAGCUUCUCGACCAUUUCGUCCACUUUGCCCACACGCACGGCAUCUUGGACGAGCUAGGCCCUCAUCUCUGCCUCGUCCAAGCCAUGAGUGCGCAGCUGCUCGGACACGCCACAAUAUCGGAGCGAUACUACCACGCCGCUUCAGCUCUCCUCGGCAAAGGCAGCGAGUUGGCAAUCAUGAUCGAGGCGAGCCUACUGGGCGUGCAGGGUCAUCUUCAGGGGCUCAAGGACGAUCACCAGCGGCAGACGUUGGUCAAGGAUCUCGCGCACAAGUGCAAGCAUACAUCGAGUAUGGCGCUCCAGACCAUCGGUACAUUGCUGUCUGCGCUCGCAGAAGACAACUUGAUGCUGGCAAAGAAAAAGAUUGGCCGCGCAUACGACCUCUGUCAGCAGUCCAACAACAACCUGCUCCGAGCACUCAUCUUUGCCUUCACCUCGACCACCCACCUCACCGGGAGCGAGGAGAGAGUUCAAGCCCAGCUGGAGACAGGGUUGACUAUCGCUGGGCUGUUGGGUGGGAAGGAUCGUCCAGACGAGGUAGGCCAGCCAGUAUUGGGAUUGUGGUUUGCGUACCGCUUGAAGAGUAAGUUGCAGUCAGGAUUAGCUGACGUAGAACUGCACAAUCGAAACCAAGACCACCUCGCGCUCAACAUCGCAAGAUCCAAGGUGCAGCGCUAUACUCUGCGGCUGAACGAGAUCUUGGAGGAUGGGAAUCGGCGGUAUGCGUCAACGUCGAGAUUGGAGGGUUUGAAGGAGAUGCGCUAG